AUGACAGAAUACGUACUAGGUGCUCCAGCCAGGAAACUGGACGAGUUCGAGGAACUCGUCUAUGAAUACACCACCCGCAUGGGCCUCGGGGGUGAAGGACACUGGGGCGUCGACGCUCGCAGCUGUAACCUCCGCUUCGAAUCAGCCACCCGGGGUCCCUCGGCCUCGGUCUCGUUCCUUUUCAAGGUCACCCCGGCCAUGAGUAAUUACAUGGGCAAUCUACACGGGGGAUGCGCCGCGACUUUGAUCGAUGUCUUGUCCACAACUAUUCUACUGGGUCUUUCCUCACCGGGCAAGUUCGCGCUCGGCGGCGUCAGUCGCAAUCUCAGAGUGACUUAUUUGCGUCCCGUGCCUACAGAUAUGGAAGUGCGACUGGUGUGUGAGGUGGUGCACAUGGGAAAGCGGCUGGCGUUACUUCGGGCGGAGAUCCAAAGGGCGGACAGUGGGGAUACCUGCGUGGUUGGGGAGCAUGAGAAGGCCAAUACGGAUCCGGAGGUGGAUCAGAGAAUUUGA
Penicillium olsonii is the source of this 513-nucleotide messenger RNA. The record is from the annotation of a GenBank genome assembly. NCBI's taxonomy places the organism in Eukaryota, Fungi, Ascomycota, Eurotiomycetes, Eurotiales, Aspergillaceae.